This is a messenger RNA of Diachasmimorpha longicaudata, 2576 nucleotides long. It is a transcript of the gene Tmem214, whose product is annotated as transmembrane protein 214. Gene Ontology annotation, cellular component: endoplasmic reticulum; Golgi apparatus. Bases 164 to 2215 code for a protein of 683 amino acids. The record is from RefSeq and is a predicted model, not a curated record. The transcript is spliced from 8 exons. NCBI's taxonomy places the organism in Eukaryota, Metazoa, Arthropoda, Insecta, Hymenoptera, Braconidae.
UUCUCGAUGGCUAAAAGCCACGUCGUUCUGUGUCGGACAACAUAACCAAUAAUAAUAAUAACAAUCUCUGAUCAGUGUCCGUCCGGAACUGUAGUGUUGUGUAUUGACGUUUUAUUUAUUUCUUUAUCAUUUUUCGCGAAUUAUUUUGUGUUCAUCUCUAAAAAUGUCAUCAGGUGGCUGGGAGGUGGUUGGUAAGAAUAAGAAGGACAAAGUAGCUGGACGAUCUGCAAAAUUAUCAAAGGCAGAGAAGAAGAAAUUCAUUGAAAAUGCACCAAAAGUUGAGGAUUUUCUUCCUCUCAACCAGGUGAAGACACUCUACGACAAUUUAGAUGGUGAUAAAGAGAAUAAAAAGCCAAAAGAGAAAGAUCUUAGAAUUAAAGGCAAUGACGAGAAAAAGAAACAGCAGCAGCAGCAGCAGAAAUCAGUACAAAAUGACAAGAAGAAGUUGCAGGUCAAGGAGAAGCCUAAAGGAAAACCAUCCAAGUUGGCGGAGAAAAAUGGAUUAACUGUAGAAAAAAUUACGGAGCUUUUAGAAACAAACAGAACAAGAUUUCCAGAUGCUCCCUUAAUUUGGCUCAAGGACCUGGUAGCUUACGUUAACGCUACAGUUUCUCAAGAAAAAUCACCCUCGACUGUACAGGCGAUAUCAGACACUCAUCCACUGAGUUUAAUCCCAAAGUCAAUUCGAACAAUUUUCGAGAAAGUUAUCAAAUCAGUUGGGCUACAAAAUAUUCAAAUGUUCUACGAGGGGACACUUCAUCUAAUGGUGAAGAACAUGUCGAACGAUAGUCCAGAUAUGGGGAGCAAAAUAUUUUUGCAAUUACUAGGGCAGAUGUACCCCGAGAUAACAAUGUCAAAUAUUGAAAAACAUAUUGGUCUGCGAAACUCGUAUCAGAAUAAGAAGUUAAUCGGUUUUUCACUACUCUGGGCUCUCUCUCAACCGGGCUAUAAGAAUUUGGGAGUAGGAUUGACUCUCUGGCAUGAGGUGAUGGCUCCUAUGUUGGAAUCAAAAACUUACGCUAACUAUGUUAUGCAAAUACUGAAGAACACUCUCUCUACUCAUACAAAUUCCAAUAAUUUGACACAACCCAUGUUCAUACAAAUUUUUGACGACUUGUACUCCGGAAAAAUAAAUAUUUCCACUUCAGUUGAGAGGGAGAUAAGAGAAUGUGGAGAAUUGCUGAAGACAGUGGCCAUGAAGAGUUCUCACAUCAAUCACGCGUUACUGUUUGAGAAUUCAAUGGAGAGAAUUACCUCCAAGACGCAUCCAACUUUUAGGGACGAAUUAUUGAAGAUAAUGACAGCCUGUAUUGUUGCUAAGCCUGAGUGUCUGGCUUCCUGGAUCAAUCUACAUGCCAAACAUCUUUAUCAAUCAGAACUACUCCUCAAACAAUUAGAUGACGAGUGGUACGAACUUUGCACUCAAAUUCAAUUCAGUGCCUUAAGACGUGGCCUCAAAACACUAGGUUCCAUGGAAAUUCGAACGAAAAAAGGAAAAGAAGAGGCUUGUGUGGCUGCAUGUCGGAAACGUGCACAGGAUUUGUCGCGCAAAAUGACGUCGUCAUCGAAGAAACAAGAUUCUUUCCCGUGGAAAAAAGGCUCGUUGUUGCUUCUUCUUCUCAUUGGUGCUGUUGUUGCCUAUGAUUGCCGGAACCAUGGCUCUUUCAAAGCUUCCAUCACAGGCAGAUUGGUGAAAACGAGUGGCGCUGCUGGAUAUAUGCAAAACGCUUUUGCCGCUGCGAAAUUUUAUUGCGACCAGGGAUUAGUCUACUUGGAGGCGGCAUCGCCUGAGUAUUACAAAGUUGUUGCUGAUUCAACUAAGCAGUACUCCAAAUUGGCUGGGGAUUUCUACCUCGUUGGAAGGGAUUUAAUUGUGAAAUUCUACAAUGAAACUGCCGACUACGUCGAGCUCAACAGACCUAUCUUCUGGGCCACCAUUGAUGAGUAUUGUCCAGGAUUAAUUCCGACAUUCCAGUUAGCUACACGCAAAACACUAGAAAUUACCAAGCACUAUUCUAUUUUGGCUGCUGACAGCAUCGUUGGAACAUCUACGAGCUUUAUUAAAUGGCUAGAGACUAGGAUUUUUGUAGGAAAUUGGAGUCCAGAGAAUAUUAGGGGUUACGCGUGGAAAGCAGUGGAUUCAACUCAAGAAUACGCGUCCCAAACUUACGAUUGGGUGUACGAUAAAGUUCAAACUCUCUCAAAGGUCCGAUAAACAGCCAAAAGUGCAAGAAAAUAAUAAUGAAAACUUGUGUGUGGAUGUGCAGAUGGUGAGAAGAAGCCGUUGAAAAAUCUAAUACUAGACAUUUGAGGAGAGAAAAAAACAUAAAAAUGUAGUAAAAACUCAUCUUAUGUUUCUGCAUUUAAUUGAAUUUAUAGAAAUAACGACUAAUUGUUCAAUCAAUUGAAUAUGUAUAUCUCUGGGAUCAUUGCGACAACCAUUUUACCUGUGAUAUUUCAAAGAACAGAAAAAUUUAUAGUGUCUCAUGAAAUAUCUCGUGUUAUUAGAAUGGUGCCCCUUUCAUGACCGUGAACUAAUGACUAAAAACAGUAAAAUAAAUAUGGAUAAAUUAUUA